Phytophthora infestans T30-4 is the source of this 276-nucleotide messenger RNA. RefSeq lists its product as uncharacterized. The record is from RefSeq and is a predicted model, not a curated record. NCBI's taxonomy places the organism in Eukaryota, Oomycota, Peronosporomycetes, Peronosporales, Peronosporaceae. The transcript is spliced from 3 exons. Bases 1 to 276 code for a protein of 91 amino acids.
AUGGUCUCAGACGUCGAGUUGGACGGUGACGAGCCACAAGUUCUGCAAGUCGUGUCAGCGCCACCCGUACGCAGUGGUGGAGGCGAUGACGAGGCAGAACCUCGGCUCAAGCGACAGCGUCGAGUAAACAAGAGCGAGAAAGCCCGCAAAAAAUGCAUCACAUACUCUGUGAAAGCAGACUGCAUGCUCAUGAACGAGGUGGUUGGUGAUGACGGGAUCCUCGAGCUUCGUAACGCCUCGAAGACCGAGCGCGCUGAGCAAGAAGCUGUUUGCUGA